Bradysia coprophila is the source of this 12480-nucleotide messenger RNA. RefSeq lists its product as uncharacterized. The record is from RefSeq and is a predicted model, not a curated record. Gene Ontology annotation, molecular function: protein binding. Lineage: Eukaryota; Metazoa; Arthropoda; Insecta; Diptera; Sciaridae.
UUAUUGUGACACUUCUUGACAUCUCUCCAUUAAGUACGAUGGCAGAUAUCCGAUAAGUGUGUUGUGUUUUACUCUCUCAUCAAGUUUUUUAGUGUAUUUUAUUUUUUCCGCGAUAUUAUAACAACGAAUUAAUCAAAAAAAAAAAAAAAUUGAAAAGUGGGGUUGUUUGUAAAUAAAUCGGAAAACGGAUAGAACGAAAAAAGCCCCGCGACAAUGUUUCAACCAAAAAAUUGCAAUCGAAAUAUGGAAUAACAUAAAAUCAAAAAAAAAAAAAAAUAGUUUCCAAUAUUCCUAACUCGCUCCCCGUAUCGUACGACAAAAACAUUUAUGGCUGACUGUGUAUACCUUUUGAUUGGAAAUUUAACAAAAAAAAAGUUUUUUGAUUUUUUUUGUUGUUGUGUGCUCUCGUAAUAAUUAAAAGUGAAAAUAAAACUGAAUUGUACUGUGUGUAAUAUACAUCAAACCAAAUGUAAAAACUAAAAAUUGAUUCGUUGUUACGUAGACGCUGCCACUGUGUCUUUGUAACGCUGGUGUGAAUAAUUUUUUUAUAAUUAGCAAAGAACAAUAAAAAAGAGCAUUUGUCUCAACUUAUUUGUGAGUAAAUUAAAGGUGACGUGAUCGUAAGCAGUCAGAUUAUGAACAGCGACAAGGAAAUAAAGUCCAAUGACGACGUCAUGACACCUGAUGUCCCAGCAAAUGAACAUAAAGUGCAUCAGGAUCAAUCAAUUGAUUUCAAUGAUGAAUUAAAUUCAGCUAAAUUUGUAGCCAGUGUAAAUGUUUGUGAUGAAUUGCAGCAAUUGCAUAACACGAACAGUGCAAUUAAUAUUGAUGAUUUGCUAAAUGAGAAAAAUCAGCAACCAGAUCGAUCGCUGUCGACGGGGAAACUGUAUGCGGACUGUCGUCGAGUCUCUUUUCCAGUAAAUGAUUGUGAUCUCGUGACUGGUUAUUUGGAACCAGCAAAUCCAUGGGCAACAGUGAAACCAAUCGACAAUGUGUCCGAGCUAACCGAAGUCUACAGGGAAUCGUGUGAAAGGCACAACACAAUUCCAAUCGAUUCCAUAAUUAAGCAUCUCGAUACGUUGGAUCUGGGGAAAACUACAAGAUUGCCAAUACUUAAUCUGAGAGAGCAAACACUGACUGCCGAAUCAUGCGAAGCAUUGGAAGAGGUUCUGAAAAGGGUACAAUACAAAUUAAUCGAUUUAACCGAUUGCGGCUUAAACGACGCAUCUGCCCAAGCCUUAUUUGAAAUGAUAGAAUACUAUGAGGCAGCGAAUGAGGUCGAUAUAUCCGAAAAUCGAAGCAUAACGACAAGGGGAUGGCAAUCGUGUAUCAAUAUGAUAAAACGCAGCCAUGCAUUGCAAACGUUGGCAACUAGAUGCACCCCAUUAUCAGAAUCGAAUGCAAUCAGUUUGGGAAAGGCGAUGUUGGGCUCAUCAUUAUUUACGCUAAAGUUGGAACAUUGUGGUCUGUCGGGCCGGCCCAUAGCAUCGUUGUGCUUGUACUUACGACGAAACACUGUACUUAAGGAACUCUGGUUGGCGCAUAAUGACUUAACUAGUUGUGAUGCUAGCAAUAUUAGUACCGUACUGAAAGCAAACCUACAUUUACAAUUUUUGGAUAUUAGCAAUAACAAUAUUGAGGACGCUGGAGUGAUAUACAUCACCGAAGCAUUAAUUGAACAAGCAAAGCAAUUCAAGAACAUUCACGACUCCAUUUGUGGCACGGACUUAAUACCAAAUAAACCGCACACAAAUCAUAAAGUAUCUCUGUCCUACGAUGAGUCAAUGGAUGUUGGCGAACUGAACAAAUCCAUUAGUUCAAUCAGUGAAACAGUACUGCGAAAUGUGCCAGAACCACCAUCCAAACUGUCUGUACUGGAAACACUGCUGGAAACACACAAAUACAUGGAAAGUAACAGUGCCGGCAAGGAUAGUAAAUUGGUUAAGGCCGACGAUGGGGAUAGGGAACGUAAUGCUGUUGUGGCAGAGCCUUUUGAUAACAAACUACAAGCAAUUUUUGAAAAAAGUGAUAGCAAUAGCAACGUCGAAACGUCUGUAGUGCCAUUCGAUUCGUUAGAAUUAGUAGAACUAAAUAAAAUGUGUGAAAGUCCGGUAGCUCGGGAUGAUAUUGAGCUGAAAAUCGUUGAGGAAGACGAACUGCCUGUAACGUAUGCGGACAUUCUGAAAGCAAGUGAUGAAAGUGAUAUAGAUAAAAGUGUUGUUAAUCCAUCCGAUGGCCUUAUAUUGAAUGAACCGGUGCUUAACGUCUUUGUGGACAAUAACAACAGUUUGGUGGACUUUAUUUCCGACAAAAGUUCUGAAGAGUGUAUCGACCAGCCAACCAGUUCGAUGCAGCAACAUGAUAGUCCCAUUCUCAUCGAUGCCGCGACUGAAACAUCAUUUGACAUCAACGAAAAUAAUUCCACAUCAACAGAUCGCAAAUCAUCCCUUAACUGCAACGAUCACGAUCUAAUCAUUUUCGAUGACAAAUUGAACGACGACCAGGUGCUAUCGCAAAAUCUAUCCAAUUCUACAAAGUCUUCAAAAGCGGACAGCGAUUUACCCAUUGAUUCACCAUGCCUUUAUCCAGCAAUCGACGACGAUGACGACGAUUCAGUUUUUGUGAAAUUAGCAAACACCGAUACGAAUGUCGUUGCAUCAACCGCUAUCGAUGGUCAGCCGUUCGAUAUACCGUUAAUAGUUUCCCGAUCGCCACCGUUGAAUGCCUCUACCGAAACUCCACCAGCCACACCACAGACGCCAAUUAGUCCAAAUUUAUUGAGCUCAGCCGACACACACCUUUUCAUAUCAGAUAGUUCUCAAUCGCUGGACAGUAUCAACGAACUUGGCACGUUUGAGACAAAAGGAUUUCACAUAUCCGCCGCACCGGAACGAUCGUUCAGUUCUGAAAGCUUGAAUAGCGAAACAUCUAUCGACUCCAAUGACUCAAAGUCAUCCAUCAAGCUAACCGAAGCAAAAUUUUCCAAAAAUGGCACGCUGGAACGGCAAUCAAACAAUGUGAUAAUACCAGCCGCAACUACAACGCCGUGCGGCCUGCAAGUGUUGGUAUUGUGGAAUAAUCGAGUGACUAGAGAUGCUGCCAAAUCCAUAUCCGAUCUGUUGGCUGUCACCACGACGCUGGAAAUAUUGAACGUGGGACGUAAUGUGUUAAGUAACGACUUUUUGACGGACAUUAAGUGUAGUCUCAAGUCGAACACAAGUGUUACGAGCUUAGGAUUGCAAAGUGCUCAUUUUACGUGCGCUGGCAUGAAAACCUUAUCCGAAAUCAUUGAAUUUGGUGGAAACUCAACGCUACAGCGCAUUGAUUUGCGUGACAAUCACUUACAAGUUGGUGGGCUGACCGUGUUGAAUGAUGCGAUCAAAACAAAUAAGUCGUUGACCAGGAUUGAUUUGGAUGAUGUGCCGAGACGAGCUUAUGAGCUUGGUGGAGACAGCAGCAUAGACUACUCCAGAAUGGUUAGUAACAUCCGCGCUCAUUGUGCUCACAACGAAAAUCCACCGGAACCCGAACCAGUACGUACGGCAGCUAUCAAACGAGUCCGCACGAACAUGCUGAAUUCGCGUAAAAUUUCGCUAACAUGCCAAAGUAUAAGAAAUUUAGAUCCGGUUAUACCGAAAGUGGAUCGACAUCUGUUGGAUCCGAACCGCAAAACUACUGGUGGGCGUUUAAGAUCUCCCUUACCUAGUCCGAUUCCAUCACCAGUAUCGUCACCUGCUCCUAGUCCAUCACGUAACCGAUUCCAUGUGUCGCGUGUCGUCGAAACUGGUACAUCCCCAAUAACACCUCCAUCAUCAGCCAGCUGUUCACCCACAUUUUUUCAAAACACCACAAAUCAGGCAUCACGAUUCCGUGUUAGUAUUGUCGAACCAACUAAACAACAAACUAAAUUUGUGUACGGUAAUAACAGCACGACCAAAGAUUUACCCACAUCCGCUCCAAACAAAACCGACACAUCCACAGUGUCGAAUAGUAGCACUCCCCCGGCUAAUAAUAUCCAGAUCGCUUCUGUAAAACAAGCGCCAACAAUCGAGCAUGUAAAUAUAACAACAGCCUCGCUGCUACACUCAAUGUCGAACAGUUUUGAUAGUCCCGAUAUGGAAGUGAAACAGUAUAUGGACGACAGUUGCUCGUCGAUAAGUAGUAUGGACUCGAUCGAUCGGCACAGAGAUUUUAUCAACACAUCGAUGAGUUCGACAGAAAGUUUUGAUUUUGUUUUACCCGAGCAAACGAAACCGACAUUGUUACCGCGAUGCACAGCUAAUGUUAAAGUGAGCACAUUUGAAGCGACGCCCAAAGACACCAUCCCAUCGAACAAUAAAAUCCAUGACAGCCUGUCGAGUUCGGAAGAUGCCAGCUCCACUUCUACCGAUUCACUGUACGGUUCACAAGAUAUUCCAGUGCCUACAAGUUCUUCGAAUGAAGGAACUUUAACCAAUAGUCCUAGUAGUCCGAGCUAUUCUUAUAUCUGUGAUAAAACUAUUGAAGAUAAAGCGGAUUCGUUAACAGUUAAACCGCAAGAGAAACGCGUACGCAGCACAUCGUGGAUGUCGAAUCCAAUUUCGAUGGCAAAAAGUGAUGGUUAUCCAGCCACGCUAGACAAAUUGCUGUCAAUUUUCCAACAUCCUGGAAAUUUCUUUUCGCGAUCGUGCAACAACGACGGCGGUAAAUCGUCCAAAGAUACGUCACCGCAAAAUACCGAAAAUAAGCCACCGUCGAGGAAGGAAAGUCCGAUGGGUGGACUGUUUGCAUGGACAACAAACAAAAAGGAAAACGUUUCCGACGACAUUGACUGUCGAACUGGUACCGAUAAAGCCAAGUCCCCGUUACAAACGAACCUAUCCCCGGAAAAUAUUACAAUGCCAACGGCAAUCGACGCCUGUUUGAUCAACAGUAAAAUCAAGCAGGAAAUGAAGGAGAAUAUAUCACCGGAACAUACAAUUACGGCAACCAGCGUGAUCAAUAUCAAAUCUCAAAUGGUAGAAAUGCGAGACAAGUCGGAGAAAGUUCAUUUUGAAGUUGGCGGCGACGACGACGACGUCAUCGAUGUGGCCGACGAUAAUGACGACGAUGAUGAUGACGACGACGAUGACGAAAUUCUGCCCAUCGAUUCGAGUACUUCCAGUUUAACGGCAACCGAUUUGAAUACGUCAACCACUGUUGGGGGUCGGAGUACUGGAUGCAGCUCGGAUACGGUGCACAAUGAUGCAGUGACGUGUAGCAACAAAAGCUGCUUGCAAGGAUUGGGUCAGAAAACGCGUGAUUCGUUAAGUAUAAUUAAGGGACAUUCAAAGAACUCGCAAGAUUCAAUGCGGUCGUUAGAAUCGUUAACGGAAGUUGAUAAAGUUGAACCGUUUGUCGAUGCCACUUCGUCGCAAUAAGUUUAGUCAGUUGGUUAGUAAUUAUUUUCAAUUUUCUUUUUACGAUAAUUAUUUCGAUUCUUUUUUAGUAUUUUUAUUUUUCAAAUUUAUUAUUUCCCACGCGACAUGGCAAAUAAAUACUUUUUAUUCAUUUGACGAACUCGCUAUCAUAUAUUCUGAACCAAUUUUCGUCUCUUAUUUCCUUGCACAUUUUAGAAACGCUUUCCUUCAUGGUUACUGACGACCAUAGCCCAUCUAACAUUUUAACGAGAUCGAUGAAACUGUAAAAACUCACAGUAUCAAAACGUUGGAGACUGAAAUUUCUUAAGAGUUGUGUCCUCCAUGUAGAUCUUUUCCCCAAGACUAUUUGAAAAUCCAAAUUUUUCAUCCUUUUUUGGUGCUUACCAAGCAAACCACAACACACGUUUGUCCUCUUAUUCUUCUUGGAUUUAUUUGACAAAGAAUUUAAAUAAGGGUCAUCUCGACAGUCACAAUUUCUCACACAAAUCAAUUUUUUAACGUUGGUAUAAUGCCGCUGCGUUUCCCAAAUGACUGUUCAAAAAAUCACCUGUUCUAGUGCUUGAUUUGUGCGAUGAUAUGAGUUAAAUAUUCGCAAAUUACAUCAGUUAUUUGAGUGUCUGAUUAAUAGAGCAUUCUCGUAUACUAUCGAAGCCUCACAGCUCUCGGGCCAGUUAUAAUUCAACGCGAAUCCAGAUUCUCAGUAAAUCAUCAGAGCCGAACUGGCUACCUGAGGGCGCAUUGGGCAUUUGGGCAUUUGGUCUAUGGACGCACAAGUAUGUAUCAUAAGUGUCGUUAUAAAAAUUUCAAUUGAUAACACCAAGCCCUGCCCGAUUUCACAAAAUGGUCAGUUCGGCACAGUGAAUCAUAGUUCCGUGGAAAUCUGAGAAGUCACAAAGGGUAAACCAAAAUUUAAAUUGUGAAGAGCACCUACGAGGUUAUAGGUCCUUAAAUGAGCAAUAUUUAAUUGACUCUUGUUUAACAGUUCACGCCGGCGCAUGAUCCCUAGCAGCCCUUGGAAGGAUAAAUUUGAAAAGAUUAUUUUCGUUUAAUAUUCCCGUAGUCGAAUUUAAAAUCAAAAUAGCAAAGAAAAUCUCAGGAUUUUCGAAGGGCUUUCAAAAUUUAAUCGAAAUGACGAAUAAAUGUCGGUCAUCAAUAUUAUUACGACAAUUGCGACAGUGGUGUUCUCAAUACAUUUUCUGGAGCUUUCAAAGAUAAAACAAAAUAAAAAUUCGUUCCAUAUUUACCACCUUUUGUUUGAUCAGUUCGUUUCAUACUGUGUCGUACUUGUAUAUCAAAUAUGUCGACCCGGGAUUUAGGUUUUAAUGGAACCUACGUUCAAGCGACAAAAAAGAAAAUAAUUAAAAAUAAACAAAAAAUCAGUUGAACAAACUGUGUAAACAAAAGAAUAGAGUUCGGUGGAGUGUGCAGAAAAUAAAGAAAACUACACUAAGCUGCCGUGAUGAGUGCACGGUACAUUUCGAAGGAUUAGUUUGAAUAAAAUGUAGAAAUAAAAUGAAAAAACAAACAAAAACAAAAGAUAACUUUUAUGGGUGAAUGGAUUUUAUAUUUAAAAAUGAAAAGGCAAAAAUUAUGCAGCAAUAUUAUUAAUUUACUAUAUUGAACAGAAGAAAGGAAGAAGAAAAACGUUGAAAACACUAACCUAUUAUGUACAAAUUUAAUUUAAUUAAAAGAUUUUUUUUUUAAUUUUUGUGAUAAUUUCUUUAAGAUAAAGACAUAAAUGUCAGUGCGAACGAACGUAAUAUAUUUGUGUCGGGUUUAUAAAUUGAAACUUUUGUCGCGACAUUUUUUUGUUUAUUUUUUUUUUUGGGCUCAGUUUUCGUUGUUUCACAUGAAAAGAACUAAUGAACAGAAACAAAUAACUCAUAAAUUUACUGUAAUUUACGACAAGUCAUUUAAGAUUGAAUGAUGUCCACUGAUUAACAAAAAAUGCUAUGAAUGUUUUCCCAAUUUUUUCGAAAAAGUCAAUACAAAUUACAUUUCCAUAGAAAUCCUAAAACGUUUCCCUGAAGCGAAGACUAACGUAUAUCUCAGAAAAAUAUUCGUCCAUUAUCCCAUCAACUCUUUCACUGAUUCCCUCUAUUUCAUCAAGACAUUUUUUUAUUGAUUUAAUCGAAUUUAAUGAACUUUCGAUGCCCACAUCAUGUAAAAUACAUUACAAGAUAACUAUUACAUAACUAGGGAUAACUAGAGGUUAUUGUGAAGAAUUCGAAAUUCCUAAAAAAUAUUCUUACAUUUUUGAAUACAGUGCACGACUUCCAAUUUUGUGCACUAUUUCGAUCAGGGCCUAAUAUUUGUAAACAUUUUUGUGAAACUUUGACAAUUUUUGUGAAACUUCGCCAAUUUUUUGUGCAACCUUGACAAUUUUUUAAAUUUCUAAUAACAUUACAAUCACACUUUUCAUGACUUUUAAGUUACUGAUUGGUUUCACUGAGAUGACUGAAUUUUAUAAUGAAGUAAAUGAAUUUUACGCAAUAAGAAGAUUUCGUAAGAAAUGCGGCUACUCUUCAAGUUAUAUCGUUUUGGGUGAUAAGCUAGUGUACACAAAUGACGUCAUGCUAAAAUUAGGAACUUUCGAUACACUUUCCCUUUUGUCAUGAUAAAUCACAUUUGUAUAUCCCCUACCACCCUAAAAUUACGUCACAUUUUCGUAUCAGCCCAAAUCGGGAAAUAGGUGAAAUUUUAUGAAACUUUGACAAUUUUUGUGAAACUUUGACAAUUUUUGUGAAACUUUGACGAAUAUUAGGCACUGAUUUCGAUUCAGCUGUUUGACCAACUGUAAACAAACGAGGUCAGUUAUUUUUAUAAUCAGGAGGAGAUAGAAAUGGCAACAAUGGUUUGUUUAUUAUCAAACAGCUGAAUCGAAAUAGUGCACAAAAUUGAAUGUCGUCCACUGUACUUAAAUUUAGAAAUUUUGUAAAAAAUAGGAGUUUUAUGGAAUUUUUAGGAAUUAAAUUCGAGAUUAUUCCAAGAGUUGCAGUAAAUGAAAGAUAUUUUAAGUUGAAAUUAUUUCAUCUAAAAUGGGUUGGUAAUUCAUAUCUAGAAAACAUUUGUCUUCAAGCUUCACCAAAACAUAGAUCCCUCCUAGAAAUUUUUCGAUAUUGACCACAUACAAACACAUUUCACACAUUUCACACAUUUCAAACAAUGCUUAUAUACCAGGUACCUGGGAAUGUGUUGCAAAUGCAAAACUAAUUUCUAUCAAUAAUUGUGUUUUAUCUCAUACUAAGUUUAAUUAGAAGAAGUCAUUUUUUAAUCAAAUGUGGAUUGAACGGUGCGUAAACAAGCGGUGCGAGAUUUUUUUUUUACAUUUUGUUUUCACCUUAAUCAUUUAUCAUAUUUAAACCACACAAAACUAACAGAAAUGUUUCAUAACCUAAUUGAUUCGGAGCCAGUCCAGCUCCUCUUCAAGUGUUAAGUACUUUUGCAUAUUUCCAGUCCCACUAAUUUCUUUUCUUUAAAACUAUUUUCAAAUCUAUUGAUCUACUAUUUCAAUUAAAAAUAUUUUGCAGAUUGGGAACGUUCAUAAACACUUUUGUGGCAUAAAAGAUUAUCUAACCAUCAUUGCUAAUUUCAUCAUCAUAUUUCACUUUAAUAUUCAUUCUUCAGUUUUCUCGUAAGAUUUGACGACAAUUUAUAAUUUGAGUUAUUUACUGCUUUAUAUUUUAUAGGUCAAUUUACAGGUUUGAUUUUUGUUGAUUGUUUUAAUUUAAGUUUGACACAUAAGUACACAUUUUUACUAUACAUUUAUGUCGUGUGUGUAAAACAGAACCAAACAUAUAUCUCCUAUGGUCGGUGCUUAAAGUCUACAAAAUUACUUAGUUAUAGAUAAAGUUGAUUGAUUAAGCUGAAUCGAAACGGUACCUUCGUUCUUCGUACUAAAAAAUCAAGAAAUUCUAAGAAGAAAACAGAUUUAACCUUAUCUUGCUUUGAAAGACAUUAUGGGAACCUUUUAAACUUCCUUCCAAAUAAAUUCGUCUUUCACGUAGAAUCAAUUGGCCUAAAUUUUCCAUUUCUCUUAGCGAUUUGUAUUGGUCGUCCGUUAUGGAGAAUUGAGCAAAAAGGCUUAAAUUGCGUUCCUAGUUCCUAUCCUAGUAAAAAUGGACCUUGCUUUUGAUGCAUAUGGCACAUUGUGCAGAAACAUUAUGAACUGUAAUUUGUGCGUGUUUUGCGCCCAGCCUGGUUAUCAAAAAAAAAAAUUCUUUGGUAAAUUCAGUAAAUGGUCGUUAGUUUUGAUAAAUCAAAUUCCCAAUAACAAACCCUGCGUGGCGGGUCCUAUUUUUACAAAUUUAAUUCUUAAAAAUUCACAAAAAAAAUAUUUUUAAAAAAUCGUAAAAAUUUCUUCAAUUCAAAAAUUUAAGAAUUUUGAGGAAUCUUUUAAAAAUCCUAUGGUUCUGCGUAGCCUUUAAUAAGAUCUCGUUGCAUUACAAACAAUGGAAAUUUUUCAAACUCAAUCACAAACAACUUCAAAGCCUCGCAAGGUAUUCGUGAUUUUUAUUAGGGAUCUAUUCUGCUGCCACUUAAUUUUCAAGAUCAUUACCAGAAGACUUUAAAGACUUCAAGACUUAAAACGGUACCUUCAAUGACGAGAAAUUAAGACAGUCAUUCAUUGUAGACAUUGCGCUUGACAGUGUCGCUUAUUUUUGUAUCAUAUAAAUAAAUUUGAUCUUAAAAACCAUGUUCUAACGGUGCGAAAAAAUGUUAGUUAAAACAUUACCAGAUUUUAUUUUAUUUUUUAAAACUUCGUCCUUCAAAAGUUUCUCUGGAUAAACCUAUGAUGACAUUUCAUUUUAUCUUAACUAAUCCAAAAAAAAGUAAAAUUAUUUGUUUACCUGAUUUUCAACUUAGAAUAACAAUUUUUUUUUAUCUAUAAAUAAUAAUUUCUAUUUUAAAUUUAAAAAGAGAAAGAAAAAAUUUAAGUCAAUUGGACUUCAACUGAACAGUGUGAUGAACUACAUAAGCUUAAAAACGUUCUAGGAAAACUUAACAAAUUUAUAAUUUUUUCGUAAAUUACCUACAUUAGAUGAAGUUAACAUAAAAAAUAAUCGGUUCGUUUAAAUCACUAAAACUACAUAGAAUAUUUAACGAACAAGUUUCGUUUCGAAGGUAUUUUAUCGUACCAGAUGUCAAAUUGACAAUCAGAGGCAAAUCCGAGAUUUAUUACAUAAUACGUGCAAUAAAAUACCUUCAGAGCAAACGUGUUACGUACAACUUAUAUGUAAUUCCGGACAUAAACACCUUUCCAAUGCAAUAUAUUUCAAUGGCAUUGUCACGAAAAUAAAACUCCAGAAUCGGAAUUGGGUCUUUUCAACACUAGUGCUGACUUAAAAGUCAUUUCGACACUAGCUCCGUAAUGAAAUUAAAAAUUUGACAAAUACUCUGACUAUUUUCUUAACAUUUAAAGUAAAUAUUUUCAGAUAAAUGUUUGGAUGUAGUGCGAAAGAUCACGCGAUUUGAAAAUUCAAAAGUAAAUUUUCGUAAACGAUUAUUCCAUCCGGCCACAAAUUUGUACAUGCUGAAUGUGGUGCUUAUCGAUAAAAGUAAAUGAUUUUCGGUCCGGAAGCAUGUGAUUCGCUAAAGAAAAAACUAUCGAUAAAACAACGCAUGGAGAGAUGAAAAUUAUGUCUUGGGAGCGCAUGAAGCUAUAUUUCAACAAACUAGAUAAGAGUACCGUAGACAUAGUCAUAGUCAUGAGCAAAAUAUGAAAUCUUUAAACAGAGUCAUGAAUUUAUAAUCCCAUGUAAGUCAUAAUAAGCCUUUUGAGUUGAUAUUAGCUUGAUGAGACUUAUAAAAGUAAGCGUCGCUAAUUCAUUGUACAGCUGAAAGAAAUGUUUAAAUUCUCACAUUACACCUACAACAUUUCAUUGGACAAUGAAGCUGAUCUGGCUACUUUUAUUGGAUUGCUUCUGUUCAAUAUUUCGAUAUGAUUUGAGAGCUCAGACUGAGGCUCAGUAAUUCAGCUUUUUCCAAGGAAAAAUGUUGGUCCUUCAAUUGGUAUUUCAAUAAAGCUUUUUAUGCUCAAUUAUUUCGACUAGUGCUGUUUUGAUUGGUGUCUGCUUUUCUUUUGGUGCUAAUUAUGUUUCCGUCCGCAUUGAGUGGCUUUUUAGAAUUUUCCUUCUAUACUUACUUCCAUGGGAUUGUAAAAGCAUGUCUCCAUUGCAAUAAAAUAUAUAAACAAAAAUAGAGAAAAAUAAUAGAAAACAUUAACAGGUGUGAGAGCGGUUCAAAAACGAUAGCGACGGUAGAUUGUCGAAAUUAAGUAGUUUGCCUAAAAUGUUACAAUUUUGAGUUAAUAAACAGAUGACUAACGUCACCGUGCUGAUUUCUUUUUCAGAAUCUUUCUGAAGUCUUGCUGAUUCUUACAGAUUUUGUUGGAUCUAUAAUUUUGAUUAGACUUUCUACGAAAUCGACAUGGUGAACUUACGCAUUUGUUUUUUUUACCUUGUCGCAAAAUUGUCGACAUACUCAAUGAGUAAUAUUCAAGCUGAAUAUUUUUAAAUGACAGCCACCUAUACAUCGUUCUCACGCCUAAUUUAUUAUACAAUACAAAAAGAGAGACAUUAAAAACAAAAAUUGCAGUUUUAGCUUCUUAUCUUAAUUAUAAUUGCUAGCUUUAUGUUACUUCAUAACCGAUUCAAUUUGUGUACCUUAAAAUAGAGCUAGUGAAAGUCACAUGGCCAUAUGUAAUUAAUUAUUCGUUUUACUACAAUUUUUUUUUUGUUGUUGUUUUCAAUUUAGACGAAGAAACAAAAUCUAAUUGAACCUCUGGUGAAAUGGUAAACCAUUUUUUUGUGUAAUUAAAAAACAUGAUUUUUUUUCGUGAAUUACCCAGGGUCAUCAUUUUUAUAUUCCUGCAAAAUAAUUUUAGUAAUAAAUAUUUUAUCUGUAAUAAAAAUAACAAAACGUAUAAAAUAUAAAAAAAUAGCCAUUGAUUUUAAUGAAACCAUUGAAUUGGAGAACCAAACAAACAAACCAAUACAACAUAUAAAAACAAAACAAAACAAUUUAUUGAACACAUUUUAUUUCGCACAAAAUAUUUUACAAAUAAACAAGCAAAAUAAAA